GCACAUACAUUUCUGUAAAAACUCUGCAUAGAGUAGAGAAUUAGAACGGAACAACCGAAGUCGUGAGGAAGAUAAAUGGUGCCGUGGGCGUAGUGCGCACACCAUCCCCAACCUCAAGUGAGAGUGGAAAAAAGAUCACUCACUUUCUGGUUCUGCUUGCCUUCUCACUGUUUUAAUACACUGUGUAAACCCAGAAAAUUAAGCAACACACCACCCUUUGUCCCUCCAAUUCCAACCACUAGAAUUCGAAUACCAACUUCACACACCAGAAUUCUUUCAAUAAACCCCAAUUCCUGACAAGAUUAUGGAUCCUCCAUUGGUAAACGAGACCUCCUUCUCUGCAGCUAAUCCAUCUUCCUACACUUUGACCGAGAUUUGGCCUUUUCCUGCAAUUAAUGCACAAGAGGGCGGGGGUGGUGUGUUGGGUCUACGAAUGGGGAAUUUGGCUGGGGGAUUUGGGGAGCGAGAUGGGUCGAUGGAAGAAUCUACCGUGACGGAGCAGAGCGUUGGUGGAGGUGGUGGGAAUGGAAGGAAGAGGAGGGAUUUGAGCUCAGAGGACGAGUCAUCCAAGAUGGUUUCUACUUCCUGCAGUGGCAACGAAUUGAAUGAUUCAAAUGGUAAGCGGAUGAAAAUAUCAGGAUCCCGGAAUGACAGCAGUAAUUCAAAAGCUGAAGUAGAACCAAGUUCUGUUGGCAAUAAAAAGCCAUCUGAGCCACCAAAUCAAGACUAUAUUCAUGUGAGAGCAAGAAGGGGUCAAGCGACUGAUAGUCACAGUCUAGCAGAAAGAGCCAGGAGAGAAAAGAUAAGUGAGAGGAUGAAGAUACUCCAAGAUUUGGUUCCUGGGUGUAAUAAGAUAAUUGGUAAAGCACUUGUUCUUGACGAGAUAAUUAAUUACAUCCAAUCACUACAGCACCAAGUUGAGUUCCUGUCAAUGAAGCUAGAAGCAGUUAAUUCAAGAAUGAACAUGACCCCUGCACUAGAAGGCUUCCAUCCAAAAGAUGUUGGUGCACAGCCAUUUGAUGCUACUGGAAUGAUCUUUGGCCACCAAGCAGCAAGAGAUUAUGCCCAAGCAUCACUAUCCGAAUGGCUGCAUAUGCAGAGUGGCUGAAAUUUUGAAAGAACAACAUAAUCAAUCUACAAAAAUUGCUAUUUUGUUUCUGUACUUGGAGGGAAAUUCAUUAUUAGCUUAAGCAGCCGGUGCAUAUAUGUAUUACCCAUAUGCAUGAUUGGUAUUGAAGUUGUAAUUUGAUAUCGUUUGUAGAAAAUGCAUCUUAAACAAAAUCUCCUGGGGAAGAUCGUAAGAUGUUGAAAGAUAUUUAAAAUUGCGGUGUACAAAUUGUGUGUUAUGAAAGACAAAUGAACUCAUUUCACUCAUGGAAAAUCAAAAGCAAAACAAACAAAUUGCAAUGCU
Messenger RNA from Hevea brasiliensis (rubber tree), 1411 nucleotides. Its product is annotated as transcription factor bHLH79. Gene Ontology annotation, molecular function: protein dimerization activity; DNA-binding transcription factor activity. NCBI's taxonomy places the organism in Eukaryota, Viridiplantae, Streptophyta, Magnoliopsida, Malpighiales, Euphorbiaceae. Gene Ontology annotation, biological process: regulation of DNA-templated transcription. Gene Ontology annotation, cellular component: nucleus. The record is from RefSeq and is a predicted model, not a curated record. The transcript is spliced from 6 exons. Bases 305 to 1108 code for a protein of 267 amino acids.